AUCGAUAAAGCUGCGUUGUAAGCACGAAGGCUUUUCUGUGCUUUGGUUUUGUGCCCCGUCCGUCCCGUUUUCCUUUAGAUUUCGAUUUCGAUCAUCAUCUUCUUGUGCUUUGAUUUGCUAUAAUCGAAAGCGAUUAGGGUUUUCAGUCUUUUUCAGUGAUUCAUCGACACGUCGCUGAAGGAUCUUUCGCUUCAGUCAUCAUUAAAUGAAAUUUUAAAAAAAAAUUUCAAAAUUGGGAAAUAAUUUUUUGUUUAUUUUUUAUUUUUGGAGAUCUUGAAACCACUGAUUUCGCCAUAUUGAUGCGAUUGGUUAUUAUUUAAAAUUAUGGCACUGAAACCGAAUUCAGCUGAUGGUAGAACGAGGAGUUCGAUUCAAAUAUUUGUUGUUGUCGGAUUAUGUUGUUUUUUCUACAUAUUGGGAGCAUGGCAAAGGAGUGGUUUUGGUAAAGGGGACAGUAUAGCUUUAGAGAUAACUAAACAUGGUGCAGAUUGCAACAUCCUACCGAGCUUGAACUUUGAAACCCAUCACGCCGGUGAAGUCGGGAACGUGGAUGAAUCCGAAAAGUCGAAAUCUUUCGAGCCCUGUCGUCCUCGUUACGUUGAUUACACCCCUUGCCAGGAUCAAAAGCGUGCCAUGACUUUCCCUAGGGACAACAUGAUUUACCGCGAGAGGCAUUGCCCGAGGGAGGAAGAGAAGUUGCAGUGUCUUGUCCCGGCACCUCAAGGAUAUGUGACCCCGUUUCCUUGGCCUAAGAGUCGGGAUUAUGUGCCUUAUGCUAAUGCCCCGUACAAGGCCUUGACGGUUGAGAAGGCUAUUCAGAAUUGGAUCCAAUAUGAAGGUAAUGUAUUUAGAUUCCCUGGUGGAGGAACCCAGUUUCCGCAAGGGGCGGAUAAGUAUAUUGAUCAGCUUGCUUCAGUGAUACCAAUUACCAACGGGACGGUUAGGACUGCACUUGAUACCGGUUGUGGGGUUGCAAGUUGGGGUGCAUACCUUUGGAGUAGAAAUGUUAUUGCCAUGUCUUUUGCACCAAGAGAUUCACAUGAAGCACAGGUUCAAUUUGCUCUUGAGAGAGGUGUACCUGCUGUUAUUGGUGUUCUUGGGACCAUUAAGAUGCCAUAUCCAGCUAGAGCUUUUGAUAUGGCUCACUGUUCUCGUUGCUUAAUUCCAUGGGGAGCGAAUGAUGGAAUGUACCUGAAGGAGGUUGAUCGUGUUCUUAGACCUGGUGGUUACUGGGUACUUUCAGGUCCACCAAUCAAUUGGAGGAACAAUUACAAAGCAUGGCAGCGUUCCAAGGAGGAACUUGAGGAGGAACAACAAAAGAUUGAGGACACUGCCAAACUUCUUUGCUGGGAGAAGAAGCACGAGAAGGGUGAAAUUGCCAUUUGGCAAAAGAGAGUCAAUGAUGAUUCUUGUCGUGGUAGACAAGAUGAUUCUCAAGCUAGUUUCUGCAAAGCUGGAGAAGCUAAUGAUGUCUGGUACAAGAAAAUGGAUGCGUGCAUUACUCCAUAUCCAGAUGUUAAUAGUCCAGAUGAAGUUGCUGGUAGGGAACUGAAGCCAUUCCCAGAGAGGUUAUAUGCUGUUCCUCCUAGAAUUGCUAGUGGAAGUGUUCCUGGGUUUUCUGUUGAGACAUACCAAGAGGACAACCAUAAGUGGAAGAAGCAUGUAAAAGCUUAUAAGAAAAUUAAUAGACUUAUUGACUCUGGGAGGUAUCGCAACAUUUUGGAUAUGAAUGCUGUCUUGGGAGGAUUUGCUGCAGCUCUUGACUCUCCCAAAUUGUGGGUUAUGAAUGUCAUGCCCACUAUAGCACAGAAAGACACCCUGGGUGUCAUCUAUGAGCGAGGAUUGAUUGGCAUCUAUCAUGACUGGUGUGAGGCUUUCUCCACAUACCCUAGGACAUAUGAUCUCAUUCAUGCCUAUGGUCUCUUCAGUUUGUACAAGGACAGAUGUAAUGUGGAGGACAUUCUACUGGAGAUGGACCGAAUUUUGCGUCCAGAAGGUGCGGUUAUAUUCCGUGAUGAAGUUGAUGUUCUAAUUAAAGUGAAGAAGAUAGCAGCAGGAAUGAGGUGGGACACUAAGAUGAUUGACCAUGAAGAUGGCCCUUUGGUUCCUGAGAAGAUAUUGGUUGCUGUUAAGCAAUAUUGGGUUGUAGGUGGGAACACGACAUCCACGCAGUGAAACAGUGAAAGAGCAACUAGAAACCUUGACAUGAACUGAGCUGGCAAUGCCCUCUGUUAUACAGGUUUGUAUCACAUGAAUUGAUUAAUUUCAGCCCUGAAAAUUUUGCCGUGCGAAUCAAUUCCGUGUGGGGAGGCCGGUUACUCACGAUUCCAGUUAAAACUAACUAUCAACCCUUCUUGUGUUCAUUUGUAUUGAUUUAUGAAUAGACAACUAUAGAAGCUAUGCUUCCAAAGUUUUAUGAUUAUUAAAUUUUGGCCUCCACUAUUGUUUGGUAUCGAAAUGUUAAGAAGUUAAUGCACAUUCUGAUUGUCAAUGAGUUGUCAACUUCUUCAUAAAAAUGGUGCCCCAAGUUUACUGAA
This is a messenger RNA of Theobroma cacao (cacao), 2537 nucleotides long. RefSeq names its product S-adenosyl-L-methionine-dependent methyltransferases superfamily protein. Gene Ontology annotation, molecular function: methyltransferase activity. The record is from RefSeq and is a predicted model, not a curated record. Gene Ontology annotation, cellular component: trans-Golgi network; endosome; cytoplasm. Lineage: Eukaryota; Viridiplantae; Streptophyta; Magnoliopsida; Malvales; Malvaceae.